UGUAGUGUUUAAGAGCACCGCUUUUACGUAAGCUUUGAGGUUAUUUAAAGAUUAAAAAACAAGUAUAUAAACCUAAAUUAGAUAUAUGUGAAUUUUUGAAAUUGUGAACAUUUUUAACAGUAAACACACUUUUGCAUUAAGUGGCACACGAGAGCAGGGGUAGUACACCUUUUGGAGUAAAUCCGACGGCACAUGAAUACAGCGGCGUUCCUGUGAGCAGAGGCUGUUUUCUCCUAUCAUCGCCAUUGUGUGGCAGAGUCUCCGGGAGCGAGGAGCAAUUGUUUUUCUGUGGCCGACGGAAUUGUUUAAAUACCCCCCAUGUUUCUCCGUAGACCUCCGACGUACCUGGAUGCGAUAUAUGUUCGGUAAAGGCGCGAAGCGAAAACUGGACGAGGAUGAAGAGGGGCUGGAAGGCAAAACGCUGGAGGCGCCGGUGGCGGGAGGGGGGCUAGGCGGCCCCCCGGAGGGCCUCUCCAAGGUGUCGUACACCCUGCAGAGGCAGACCAUCUUCAACAUCUCUCUGAUGAAGCUGUACAGCCAGCGGCCGCCGCACGGCGAGCCCAGCCUGGAGCGCCGGGUGCUCAUCAACAACAUGCUCCGCCGCAUCCAGGACGAGCUCAAGCAGGAGGGCUCGCUGCGCCCGCUGCUGCUGCCGCCCUCGCCGCCGCCCGACGACCCCAUGGACGAGGGCUACCGCGAGGCGCCGCCCUCCUUCGGCGUGCUGUCCGGCGCGCCGGUGUCCCCGCCGCUGCUCGUGCCCGCCGUGGCCCCGCCGCCCUCGCCCCACCCGAUGGCGCCCGCCGGCUGCCAGGCGUCCCAGACCUGCCCGCACCGCGUGGAGGUCUGCCCCGCCCCUCUGGAGGCCUGCCUCACCCCGGCCUCCCUCCUGGAGGAGGACGGGGGAGAUCCCGCCUUUUGCGCCGCCUCUCCCCCCACCCCCCCGCUGUCGCCGCCCCCGGCGCACCCCCCCUCCGCAGCACUUCUGAGCCCGCCGCCCCUCGGAGUCCCCGCCGCCGUCUCCUCGAACGAAAGUUUCCGCUCCCACCCGAGUGACUUGGAAUUGGGUUCUUCCACAGCCAUAACAAGGACAGCAGCAGCUAAUACUACGACCACGACUACCUCCCCUGCUCCCGCACCGACCCCCCACCCCCCCCCCCCCCCGGCCCCCUCCCCGACGCCGCCCGGCUCCACCAGGGACUGCAGGACGGCGGGCGCCAAGCCAGAGGCAGCUGCCAUUUUCCUGGUGGAGAGCCGCUCCGCCGAGCUCCGGCAAAUGGAGACUCUGCCCACCGUUGCCCCCGGUGGCCCCGCGGACAGCCCCCCCUCCCUCCUGUCCCCCCCUUCCUCCUCCUCCCCGUCCGGGUUCCUCUCAGAUCUGGCGCUGGACGACGUCCUGUUCGCCGACAUCGACACGUCCAUGUAUGACUUUGACCCCUGCACGACGGCGGGCGCCGUGGGUGCGGCGGCCGGAGGCGGCCUCACCAAACUGUCGCCGGUGGUGACCGCGGACGACCUCCUCAAGUCGCUGGCCUCGCCGUACAGCGGCCCCGCCCCCCAGGUCUCAGCCAAUCAGCCUUUCAAAAUCGACCUGACGGAGCUGGACCACAUCAUGGAGGUCCUGGUGGGCUCGUGA
Molecule: messenger RNA, 1633 nt
Organism: Menidia menidia (Atlantic silverside)
Lineage: Eukaryota; Metazoa; Chordata; Actinopteri; Atheriniformes; Atherinopsidae
Source: the annotation of a GenBank genome assembly